CAAUUUUUGAAUUUUAGAUGGCAAAAUUAUGAAAAUCAAACAUAAAUAUAAAAUCUCGAAGAAGAUGGCAUCACAGUCUUGCUUUCCAUACAUUUCAAGAAGAUGCCUUCCUUAACGGUUAACACAUCCUACUCCAAGCCUAUGAGACCUGUUAUAGAGAUGAGAUCUCCCAAUCUCAAAGCACCCCAAUUUUCAAAUUUUGCCACAUGCGGCUUCCCCUUUAGUCCAAUCUUCUUCCUUCCAUCUUCAUCUGCCCCCUAAGCAAUCCCAACGAACCAUCAUCCCUCUUUCAAUAGUCAACUCCCCAACAAAAUCACAACCGACCCUGUCUCUAUUUAAACAUAUUGCAUCACAGCCAUGCUGAAGAAGAUCAAACGUCGAGUCAAAUUCUUAAUCACCAAGAGUUUCAAAAAAUCUCGCAAACCCUAUAAACCCCAAACUGAGCCUCUGCCUUCACCUGACUCAGCUCCUCUCUCGCCACAGCCCUCCUCCCUUCCCACAAUGUCACCGCUGUUCCAGAAACACUCGGUAAACUCUCCCUUCCUCUUCCCCCAGACCAAGUCCGCAGUCCUUCCUGACCCUUCCCCCUUUUUCUCUCACACCCUUCUCUCUGCUCCGCUACCCACGAACUCCUUCUUCCAGAACUUUGUCCUCAAAAAUGGUGAUCAGCCCGAAUACAUACACCCAUAUCUCGUUAAAUCUUCUACCUCCGGCCUCUCUCUCUGCUACCCAUCUCGCUUCUCCAACUCUUCCUUCAUUUACCAAAUUUUCAACGCUGAUCUCACCAUCUCUGCUUCGGACCGGCCCAGCCCAGAUUCACACAGAACCCACGUUGUGUCUUCUUUCAGCGACCUCAGUGUCACGUUAGACCUGCCCGAUUCUAACCUUCAAUUCUUCCUCGUCCGGGGAAGCCCUUUCCUGACCUGCGCCGUCACCCGCGGCACUGCAAUUUCGAUCUCAACCAUCCACGCUAUUCUCUCCGUUUCUUCCAAUAAUUCGCUUACCAAGUACACCGUUACGCUUAACAAUAACCAGACAUGGCUAAUCUAUACAUCUUCGCCGAUUAAUUUAACCCACAACGUAUCAAAGAUUUCAUCUGGGGUUUUCUCGGGUAUAAUUCGGAUUGCGAUAUUGCCGAAUUCUCAGUCACAGCAUGAAGCGAUCCUUGAUCAAUACAGUUCAUGCUAUCCGAUCUCGGGCGAUGCUAUAUUCUCCAAGCCUUUUCAUUUGGAGUAUAAAUGGGACAAGAAAGGAUGGGGGGAUUUGAUUAUGCUUGCCCACCCUCUCCAUCUGCGGCUCUUGUCAACUGGGAAAGACCAAAUUACUGUCUUGGAUGAUUUCCGGUAUCAAAGCAUUGAUGGUGAGCUUGUGGGUGUUGUUGGAGAUUCUUGGUCGUUAAAAUUGGACCCUGUUUCAGUAUCCUGGCACUCAAUUAGAGGGGUCAAGGAGGAAGCAUUUCCUGAAAUUGUUUCAGCUCUCACCAAGGAUGUUGGAGCUUUGAAUUCAACAGCGAUAUCAACAACAUCGUCCUAUUUUUAUGGGAAACUGAUAGCAAGAGCAGCUAGGUUGGUGUUGAUAGCAGAAGAGGUGGGUUUUCCCGAGGUGAUUCCGGUGGUAAGGAAAUUCUUGAAGGAUACAAUUGAGCCAUGGUUAGAAGGGACUUUUAUUGGUAAUGGUUUCUUGUAUGACAAAAGAUGGGGUGGGAUUGUCUCUAAACAAGGAGCAGUUGAUUCUGGGGCUGAUUUUGGGUUUGGAAUCUUCAAUGAUCACCAUUAUCAUUUGGGUUACUUUCUUUAUGCCAUAGCAGUGCUCGCAAAAAUAGACCCGGCAUGGGGGAGGAAGUAUAGGCCUCAGGCUUAUUCACUUAUGGCAGAUUUUAUGAACUUGGGUAGGAGAAAUUAUACCCGUUUGAGAUGUUUUGAUCUGUGGAAAUUGCAUUCUUGGGCUGGAGGGCUGACCGAGUUUGCUGACGGGCGAAAUCAGGAGAGCACAAGUGAAGCAGUGAAUGCUUACUAUUCGGCAGCUUUGAUGGGACUUGCAUAUGGAGACACUCACCUUGUGGCCAUUGGAUCAACACUUGCCGCAAUGGAGAUUCAAUCAGCUCAAACAUGGUGGCAUGUAAGAGAAGGAGAUAAUAUAUAUGAGGAGGACUUCACCAGCGAAAACAGAGUUGUGGGUGUUCUGUGGGCUAACAAGAGGGACAGUGGGCUUUGGUUUGCUCCUGCUGAGUGGAAGGAGUGUAGAUUGGGAAUUCAGGUGUUGCCUUUGUUGCCAAUCACAGAGAUUUUGUUUUCCCACACUUCGUUUGUAAGGCAGCUUGUUGACUGGGCGUUGCCAGCUCUAGAAAGAGAGGGAGUCGGAGAUGGUUGGAAAGGGUUUGUCUAUGCCCUUGAAGGGAUUUACAAUGAAGUACGGGCAUUGGAAAAGAUUAGAACCUUGAAUGGGCAUGAUGAUGGGAACUCAUUGACAAAUAUUCUAUGGUGGAUUUACAGUAGGGGUGACAAUGAAGAGGAGGAAUGCGAGGGGGGAGGGAGAUACUGCUGGUUUGGUCACUAUUGUCACUAAAUAAUGUUGGUAUCUUUUGCUGUUUGCUUUUGUUUCAUAUGUUUUGAAUAACAAAUGAGAGGAUUUCUUUCUGAUACUCAAUUAUGCAGAAAUUCAUCUGGAGACCAAAUUCGGCAUUCUUGAGUGGUGUGCUUUGUUUGAUGUAUGUAAAAACCUAUUAUUUUCAUUUCUUACUGGCGUGCAACUGUACCGUCAUAUUUCCACA
Molecule: messenger RNA, 2770 nt
Organism: Malania oleifera
Lineage: Eukaryota; Viridiplantae; Streptophyta; Magnoliopsida; Santalales; Ximeniaceae
Product: glucan endo-1,3-beta-D-glucosidase 1
Exons: 1
Coding region: 358-2565 (735 amino acids)
Molecular function (GO): endo-1,3(4)-beta-glucanase activity
Source: RefSeq, a predicted model, not a curated record